Dermacentor andersoni is the source of this 750-nucleotide messenger RNA. Lineage: Eukaryota; Metazoa; Arthropoda; Arachnida; Ixodida; Ixodidae. The record is from RefSeq and is a predicted model, not a curated record.
AUGUCGGAGGAGGAGGCGGCCAUGAAGGAAGGGUUCCUUCGACACUGCUUCAUUCUCGGCGUCAUCGGAUGCGUGGACGGCAGCCUUAUAGCCAUCAUUGCACCGAAGAGCGAGCCGAAGGCGGCAUUCAUGUGCCGCAAAGGCUACUAUGCCCUCAACACAAUGUUCAUCUGCGACGCAGGCAUUCGGAUCCUCGCCGUCGACGCUCUGCGACCGGGGUCAGACCACGACGCCCACGUCUGGAGAACUACGUGGUUGCGUCGUCGGUUCCAGGAGAGGCAUAUUGCCAAGGCCGGCGAACACCUCCUCGGCCACCCUCCCAUGCACACUGCAGAAGGCAGGUACAACACUGCACAUGCUGCCAUGCGGUCCGUAGUGGAGCGGUGCAUUGGGCUUCUGAAGAGCCGCUUCCGCUCCCUUCAGCGGUACCGCGCCCUCCACUACGAACCAGACCGUGCUGCCAACAUCGUUGCAGCAUGUGUAGUGUUGCACAACUUGUGUCUUGACGAAGGUGACGUGUUGGAUGAUGUUAGUGAUGACAGCAGCAACAGCAGCAGUGACGAUGAAAAUGGCAACCCCUCCCCAAAGAGAGUUCCCCGAGUGAGGGCAGCACGCAUGAUGUACUUGAAAGGCUGUGCUGCCCGGGAUAAUGUCAUUAGCUCGUUCGGCACGACACGGCAGGAGCACCAGCACUACCUGCAAAGGGUGCGAAGGCGGCUGCGUCAACAGCAGUACCGACAGCAGCAAUAA